AUGGUGUUCAAUCUCCGAACCUCCAGUUUUACCGAGUCCGAUGAAGACGAUCCAACUCCUCCUAAAACCUUCUCUCUAAAGGAGCUCCGAGUCGCGACACACGACUUUAGCAGCAACAACAUCGUGGGGCAGUAUUGGGACGCUGUGGUUUACAGGGGACGCUUGGCCAAUGGUUCGCUAGUGGCAGUAAAGAGAGCGCACUGUGUCGAUCCCCAGAAAAAAGAGGAGUUCGAAGCAGCAAUGAAAGUGGGAAGCACAAUUUCGAGGCACCCAAACGUGCUAUGCCUGAGGGGCUUUUGCAGGACCAAGAAAGAGCUCUUGCUGGUCUAUCCCUUGAUGGUCAACAAUAGCCUAUCUUACCAUCUUAGAGAGAGACCGGAUCGGUUUGCCCGACCUCUCGAUUGGACUACUCGCAAGCGGAUAGCCUUGGGAGCAGCGAGGGGGCUUGCACACCUUCACAAUCAAGGUAACAUCAAGGUCCUGCAUCGCGACAUCCGUUCAUACAAUAUACUGCUGAACGAGCAUUUUGAGGCCGUGAUAGGAGGAUUUGCGCUUGCCAUGAUCAUGCACGAGGGAAAUGUAGAGACUGUUGAGUGGCGCACGGGUUCAGCCGAUUCUGGCUCCGAUUCUCCAUCCUAUCAACCCUAUGAAGAUGUUUAUGUGGAGAGCACCGUCCGUGGCGUACUUGGGUUUAUUGCCCCCGAGUACUUCUGGACAGGAAAGUGCACACUGAAGAAUGAUGUAUUUGCAUACGGGAAAAUGCUUCUCGAGCUCAUCUCGGGAAAGUCAGUUCAGAAACCUUUUUCGUCGGCGGAUGGUGAAAAUCUCACUUUUAUGGAAUGGAUUGGUGGUUUUCUGAACGAGAACGAGUUGGGAAGGGUUAUCGAUCCCAAUUUGCAGGGAAAUUGCGUGGAAGAAGAAGCAGCGCAACUGAUCCGAUUGGCAUUGUCGUGCGCACAUGAGGAUCCAUCUGUUCGACUGGAAAUGCCUGGAGUGGUUGGAAUGCUCAAAAGCCAGUUUCUUCAGCAGGACCCUAGUUCAAGGAGUAGUUGGAGUCAAAGUGAGUAUGACUCAACUCCGUACUACUCUUUCCCUCCUUCUCCUUCUCCUCCUUCUCCUCAGGGGAUUGCUCGAUGA
Messenger RNA from Rhodamnia argentea, 1137 nucleotides. RefSeq names its product BRASSINOSTEROID INSENSITIVE 1-associated receptor kinase 1-like. Gene Ontology annotation, biological process: protein phosphorylation. The transcript has a single exon. Gene Ontology annotation, molecular function: protein tyrosine kinase activity; ATP binding. Gene Ontology annotation, cellular component: plasma membrane. The record is from RefSeq and is a predicted model, not a curated record. Bases 1 to 1137 code for a protein of 378 amino acids. Lineage: Eukaryota; Viridiplantae; Streptophyta; Magnoliopsida; Myrtales; Myrtaceae.